ACUAUAUCAACUCUGCAACUCCGCAACUCCAAAGACAAAAUGCUCUGAUUUCUCCCGGGGAACGCUCUUUUACGAGAGCAUCAAAACCUUCAAGAACAUACCUUCUUACUAUCAAAGCACCCCAGCGUCGACCGCUCGAAUACCCCCGACAAUGACGUCGUCGUCGUUGUCGUCUUCUGGCCCCGCCAGACCCCCAUCGCCGACAAGCAGCUUCUAUGCGCUGAGCGACGACGAGGAGGGCGAAUAUAAUACCAUUACCCAUACAAGUACCGGUCGGGGAGUCAAACUCUUGUAUUCGAAAAGCAAGGUAUACAUUCACCCCAGCCCUUCAGCGAAGGACAACAUACCCGGGUAUAUUGCCCUCCUCCAACAAAAGCCUACUCCCGACUCUCGUCCCGUCUCCUCUUCCUCCUCCACGACCUCGAAAUCUAGAAUCGCCGCCUCCCUCCUGCUCGCAUGGCUCCCCGAAAGCUCUCUCGGCGAUGCUCUAGAUACAUACGUGAAGGUUGAUCUAUCUGACGGAGAUUCGCCGCCCAAGCAGUCAUACCUUGUGCCUCCCCCUCCUACUUCAACUGCGUAUCCCGGCUCCAUUGGGCCUUAUGCCUUCGCCAUCCCGGUGUCGACCAUCUACAGCUUGUUGAUCCGGCCGCCGAAUUUGGGCUGGUGGUAUGGGAGCCUCAUCAUAAACACCCGCGCGGGGGACAGCUUCCCCCCGUUAUUCUUCCACGAUAACGAAUGCCAAUCUACGAUCCUGCAGAAGAAGAAGCGGACCAGGGAAUCUUUCGACCCCUUCGGUGCCGAUGGACAGAUGUUCUGGGGAGGUGACGAGGUAUUGCGAUGGUUGAAACGCUAUGUGACGAUCGAGAGGAGCGGCGCGGAGCCGAACAUAUAUCUUGUGGAGCCGAGUGCGGAGGAUAAGGAGGCCUUUGGGGGGAAACUUACCACGGAUGCAGUAGCACCAAAGGCGAGUAGUGCCGGGUCGCGAGUGGGUGGAGGGGCUGGCCCUGCAGGAAGUCCGCUCCAAAGAGGACCAGGAAUGGACCCAGUGACGAAAUUCGUGAAAGAGACCGGCUGGAAUUUACUUGAGAAGUUCAGCAGGGUCACGACAUUUACGAGAAGGACUGCGGAUUCCGUAAUCGAUAACCCGAAGAUACCACCGCAGGUUAGGAGGCUGCUCAGAAACCCAGAGGUACAGACGCUCCAGGAUGAGUUUGACAGUGCUAGGAUCUACUUGGCGAGGUGGGCGAUGGGCAUCGCGGAGCAGAGCGAGCGGGAUCGCAACCAGAGGAUUUGGACGGCAAGAGAUGUGCUUGAGAUGGAGGAGACCGAUGUUGGGGAUUUCGAGCUGCUGGAUACGGAGAUGGGACAGCUGUCUCUGAAGGAGCUGAGGAAGACGGUCACUUUGAAGGAGUGGAAUAGUUACUUUGACCAGAAGACUGGGAUCCUGCAAGUCACAGUCGAUGAAGUCAAGGAGAGAAUCUUCCACGGUGGCCUUGAUGUUGAGGAUGGUGUUCGGAAAGAAGCAUGGCUGUUCCUGCUCGGUGUCUAUGAUUGGCACUCGUCCCGGGACGAGCGAAAAGCAGAGAUGGCGAGCUUGCGUGACGAAUACGUGAAACUAAAAGGUGCUUGGUGGGAUCGCCUUGUUGACCUCGGUGGUGAUGGGGAAGAAGGCGAAUGGUGGCGCGAGCAGAGAGGCCGGAUCGAAAAGGACGUGCAUAGAACAGAUCGCACAAUCCCCCUCUUCGCGGGCGAAGAUACGCCACACCCAGAUCCGUCAUCGCCUUUUGCUGAUGCGGGCACUAAUGUUCAUCUGGAGCAGCUGAAAGACAUGCUCCUCACUUAUAACGAGUACAACCGCGAACUCGGUUACGUACAAGGCAUGUCUGAUCUGCUUGCCCCCAUCUAUGCCGUGAUGCAAGACGAUGCCGCCGCCUUCUGGGGCUUCCAGCAUUUCAUGGAUCGUAUGGAGCGAAAUUUCCUCCGCGAUCAGAGCGGGAUGCGCAAGCAGCUCCUCACACUGGAUCAGUUGGUGCAGUUGAUGGACCCGAAGUUAUAUCUACAUUUGCAGAGUGCGGAUAGUACGAACUUUUUCUUCUUUUUCAGGAUGUUGCUCGUAUGGUACAAACGUGAGUUUGAAUGGUUAGACGUGCUGAGGUUAUGGGAGGGGUUGUGGACCGACUAUCUCAGUUCGAAUUUUCACCUUUUCAUUGCUUUGGCGAUCUUAGAAAAGCACCGAACGGUCAUCAUGGACCACCUGAAGCAUUUUGAUGAAGUACUGAAAUACGUCAACGAACUCUCUAAUUCGAUAGACCUCGAAUCGACCCUGGUCCGUGCAGAAGCUCUCUUCCGCCGCUUUCAGAGAACGGUCGAGGCCAUUGAUAAGAAAUCCAACUUCCCCGCGCCGACACUGCGCCAUCGCCAACCUGCCGGUUACUCUUCCCCCUCGAUCAGCUCUUUACCUUCGUCAAGUACCCCCGGCUCCCCAUCUUCAGCCUCAGCAUUAGCAAAUACGAGUGGUACUGAUACCGUGACUGCUAGCGGAACGAACAGUGGGGGGACCAGUUCAAGGAGUGGCGGUGCAAAUGGGUCAGGGAAAGUCGCUGACAAGGGCAAAGGGAAGAGGAAGAGUGAUCAAGGGAGAAAGAGCGAGGAGGCAGAUGACGAGACUCCGAAACCACAAGUGAUCACUCCGGAGCUGAGAGAGUUGUUGAGUAGGAAAGUAGAGGUCUUGCCGCGUAAGGUAGUGCGGAAAGAAGGCGAAGGGAGGAGCAGCUUGACCAAGUGAGUCCCAAAGGGGAAAGACAGAGUAGAGAGUCGGGAAGUGAGCAGAUUGGCGUCUGGAUCAAACAUCUGCUUCCGGGUAAAGUCGAAUAUCAGCGUAGCAUAGGAGUUAAGGAUUACG
Amorphotheca resinae ATCC 22711 is the source of this 2902-nucleotide messenger RNA. RefSeq lists its product as hypothetical. Gene Ontology annotation, molecular function: GTPase activator activity. The coding region runs from base 152 to 2785 and encodes 877 amino acids. NCBI's taxonomy places the organism in Eukaryota, Fungi, Ascomycota, Leotiomycetes, Helotiales, Amorphothecaceae. The record is from RefSeq and is a predicted model, not a curated record. Gene Ontology annotation, biological process: activation of GTPase activity. The transcript is spliced from 4 exons.